ACUUCACCUUUGUGGAAAAGGGUUAGGAGUCCUUCCCCACGUAGAUAAAAUAUAUACUACCAAUUUGGAGCAACAAAGGGGAAAAAAAAAAAAAGAAAAAAAAAAAAAAGGCUGCCCUCGCUUAACGCCAAAGUAUAACCACCACAUAUACGCCGCAAACCUGCGGACGCCGUUUUUUUGGGUAGCUUACCCCCCGCUCACACGCACGUGCGCGAGCGGCCGUGCACCCCCCAACAGAGCAAGAAGGAGAGUAGAACAUGGUAAACAUAAACUGGCCGGGGCUCCUCAAAUGGUCGACUAAAUACGCAGAUGGCACCAUCGACACGAACAAGCGGCUGAGCAAGGACGACAUCGAGUUCCUGCAGGGGGCGAUCAAGGACGCCCUGAGUCAAGUGGAGGACCCGUACGAAGCGAUAAACGAAGCGGUGAAAAACUUUGAACAUGCCGAUGAAGGAAUGGUCCUGGCUUCCGCCAAAAUUGUGGAAAGGCUAGUGGACGAGUACCCAGAGGUCUCCCGCAAUCUACACAAGAUAAACGCAAUAGACCCUUUAUUAAAACUGCUAAACCAAACAAACCACCACAUCUUAGAAUCCGUUUUGCAAAUAUUUUCCCUAGCCCUUUCAAAUAACCCAGAGCUACAAGAAAGUGUCUUCAAAAAGAACGCCUUAAAAACUUUAUUACUGAAAUUGCAAGAAUCCCAAAAGAGCGUAAUAGAUAAGAAGCUAAUAACAGCCAUUUCGGCUCUCAUUAGGCACCAUGAUGAGGCAGAAAAUAAAUUUAUUGAUUAUGGGGGGGUAGGAUUCUUAGUCUACGGGAUGCAAACAAAUAUGUAUCAAUACCAGGAGAAGUCGGCUCUACUGCUGAAGCAUUUGGUUCUUCAAAAUAAAAUUACGUUUGAGAUUUUUUUAAAAAACGAAAUAAUGAAGGGACUAAUCUGCCUUGCUAAUAACAAAAAUAUUGACGAAACGGGCAUACAGUAUGGGGAGACGACGGCCGAACUGUUCCUUGCUCUGAUGCAGAACCACCGGCAUAGGUUGGCCAAGUCGGGGUGCCUCCACAACUUGAAGCUCUUGAUAGAGGACCGCCUGGCCUACCUGCGCGUUGUGCAGGACAGCGCCUCCUACGACGUCUCCCAGGAGAUCGAGCUCUUCUCGGACUGUUUGAAGUUGACCAGCUGGCCGGUAGCGAAGCAGCCGGAGCAGAAGAGCGGCGGGCACUUCAGCUUAUCCAACUGGUAG
Molecule: messenger RNA, 1238 nt
Organism: Plasmodium vivax (malaria parasite P. vivax)
Lineage: Eukaryota; Apicomplexa; Aconoidasida; Haemosporida; Plasmodiidae
Exons: 3
Coding region: 258-1238 (326 amino acids)
Source: RefSeq, a predicted model, not a curated record